Messenger RNA from Pseudopipra pipra, 1541 nucleotides. RefSeq names its product apoptosis inducing factor mitochondria associated 2 (gene AIFM2). Gene Ontology annotation, cellular component: cytoplasm; mitochondrion. The transcript has 8 exons. Gene Ontology annotation, molecular function: electron-transferring-flavoprotein dehydrogenase activity; flavin adenine dinucleotide binding. Lineage: Eukaryota; Metazoa; Chordata; Aves; Passeriformes; Pipridae. The record is from RefSeq and is a predicted model, not a curated record. Bases 123 to 1244 code for a protein of 373 amino acids. Gene Ontology annotation, biological process: positive regulation of apoptotic process; apoptotic mitochondrial changes.
GAGGCCGGGCUCAGCGCCCGGGAGCCCGGCUCCGCCCCGCAGCUCCGCCCGGGAAGGCCGUGUUCCCUCCGGGACAACCCCUGCGCUCCGCUCCUGCGGAGCCCGGCGCUGCCCUGCCCGCAAUGGGGUCCCGCCUGUCCCUGGACGACUCCGUGCGGGUGGUCGUGGUCGGGGGCGGCUUCGGGGGGACGGCGGCCGCCAGCCUGCUCAAGUCCUGGGCCGUGCCCUUCGUGCUGGUGGACGUGAGGGAUGCUUUCCACCACAACGUGGCCGCGCUCCGGGCCGCCGUGGAGAGCGGAUUUGCCAAGAAGACUUUCAUCUCCUACUCCAUCACCUUUGGGGACAGCUUCCGACAAGGCAAGGUUGUGGGCAUAGACCCUGGGAGGCAACAAGUCCUGCUCAGUGACGGUGAGGAGCUUCACUAUUCCCAUCUCAUUCUUGCAACAGGCAGUGAUGGGCCCUUCCCUGGCAAGUUCAACAAAGUUAUUGACAUGGAAAGCGCCAUCCAGACCUAUGAAGACAUGGUUAAAGAGGUUGAGAAAUCUGGGCGCAUCCUGGUAGUGGGAGGUGGUUCUGCUGGAGCUGAGAUGGCUGCUGAGAUCAAAACGGAGUACCCAGCCAAAGAGGUCAUUCUCAUGCACUCCAAACCUGCCCUGGCUGAUGUGGAGCUGCUGGCCAGCGUCCGUCAGGAGGUCAAGGAGAUUCUCCUCAGGAAAGGAGUGCGGCUCCUGCUAAGUGAAAGGGUCAGGGAUGUGGAAAACCUCACGCCAAACCAGUUCCAGAAGGACAUGGUGGUGAGGACAGAAAAGGGCACCGAGGUGGUUGCUGACAUGGUGGUGCUGUGCACGGGGAUAAAGAUUAACUCUUCAGCGUAUGCUGCUGCAUUUGGUGACAAAAUGGCAAGUAAUGGCGCUUUGAAAGUGAACAAGCACCUCCAGGUGGAAGGCUAUGAGAACAUCUACGCCAUUGGGGACUGUGCAGAUCUCAAAGAGCCCAAGAUGGCCUACCAUGCCGGGCUCCACGCCAACAUCGUGGUGACAAACAUCAUCAACAGCCUCACACAGAAGCCUCUUAAAACCUACGAGCCAGGGUCACUAUCAUUCCUGCUGUCCAUGGGCAGGAAUGAUGGUGUGGGCCAGGUGAACGGGUACUACGUGGGACGUCUCUUGGUGACCAUUGCCAAGAGCCGGGACCUGUUCGUCUCCAAGAGCUGGAAGACGAUGGGACAGACAAUGCCCUCUUAGGAGGACACCAGGAACAAGCCAGCAAGGAAAACAGCCACUGGAGGGUGAGGUGCACUCCUGUUGCUUGGACUGGCUGGUGCUGUCUCCUGCAGCACCUCCUUGACCACCCGUGCCACAUUAACAGAGCGCCCUGCCUUGCUCUAAAGGGGAAGGAAGCACUUCCCAAACAAUUUGCACAGAAGUUCCCAUGAUAAAAACCAGGGAAGGAAUGUCUCUUUUACUCCCCUGCUGAGAUAUCUCUGAGCAAGAAGCUUGGCUUACCUUGAUUUGUAACAAUAAACACUGUGGUUUUCAGAA